GCAGGUUCACUUUGCAUAUACAAACAACCCGUGGAGAAACAUCGGACAAGACGGACUUUAAACCUCUGCAGAGGCUAUUCUGAAAAUGUUUUUUUUAACUAAUAUUUUCCAGGAUUCUGUCUUUGCACAGAUUGGAGCUUUGACAUGCCUUUAUUACAUGGUAAAGUUCAGUUGGAAUCUGCUAUCAGGCAUCAGGAUUUAUGUUCUGUCCAAAUUUUGGCGGAUAGAUCUGUCGUACUUUGGGGAAUGGGCUGUUGUAACAGGUGCAACCAACGGGAUUGGAAAAGCCUACGCUCAUGAGCUGGCAAGAAGAGGACUCAAUAUUGUGCUAAUCAGCCGUUCGCUGGAGAAGCUGAACGCCACAGCAAAAGAGAUAGAACAGCAACAGGGCAAGAAGACCAAGAUCGUUCAGGCUGAUUUCACCUCCGGACCUGACAUCUAUGGACCUAUUGAAGCAGCACUGAAGGAUCUGAACAUUGGAAUCCUUGUAAACAAUGUUGGGAAGACUUAUGAUGUGCUUCCAUGUUACUUUCUGAAUGUCCCAAAUGUGAGAAAGGCAAUUACUGAUAUCAUGAACUGCAACGCCCUUUCUGUGCCAAUGAUGACCAGCAUUGUCCUGCCACAGAUGCUUGAAAGGAAGAAAGGUGUCGUGAUCAACAUCUCAUCAGAAGCUGGAUCCCAUCCACACCCCAUGCUUACCAUGUAUGCAGCGACUAAGGUUUUUGUUAACUUCUUUUCUCGAGCACUGAAUGCAGAGUACAAGCCGCAGGGAAUUAUCACACAGUGUGUGAUGCCACUCGUGGUCUCCACCAACUUGACCCAUGAUACAGAAGUCAAUUCUUUUGUGAAGCAAGCAGAUGACUAUGUCCGAGAAGCUGUGAACACUGUUGGAAUAACAGAGCUGGCUAGUGGCUGCUUAUCACAUGCACUUCAACAUUUCUUCGUGGACAAUCUGUUUCCGGAAUGGUUCCGACUAUCCCAGUUCGGCAUAAAUAUGUUACAUAAAAUGAUUGAAAAGAGAAAACCUGCAGUGGAGAAAUGGCGCAAGAAGUACAAGACAAAUUAGUAUCAACAUGGUUCAAGAGGAUGAGGUGGUGCUGAGGGAAAGGCACCUUCAGUAUUGUUCUGACAUUAUGUUAUUGGGUGCUUUGUUUGCCAUUAGGUGUUUAGGUACAAUGAUAUUUUAUGUUAUCCAUGUAGUUGAAUGAGUGACACUGAGAUUUAAAAAAAAAUCAACUAU
Amblyraja radiata (thorny skate) is the source of this 1240-nucleotide messenger RNA. RefSeq names its product very-long-chain 3-oxoacyl-CoA reductase-B-like. The transcript is spliced from 11 exons. The coding region runs from base 86 to 1066 and encodes 326 amino acids. Gene Ontology annotation, molecular function: oxidoreductase activity. Lineage: Eukaryota; Metazoa; Chordata; Chondrichthyes; Rajiformes; Rajidae. The record is from RefSeq and is a predicted model, not a curated record. Gene Ontology annotation, cellular component: endoplasmic reticulum.